Messenger RNA from Closterium sp. NIES-67, 2562 nucleotides. The record is from the annotation of a GenBank genome assembly. NCBI's taxonomy places the organism in Eukaryota, Viridiplantae, Streptophyta, Zygnematophyceae, Desmidiales, Closteriaceae.
GGAGAAAGUGAGGCUUUGACUGGAGUCAGUUAGUAUCAGCCGAACUUCAGCUCUAGCCUGGACUCUAGACUCACGUCCCGUCAGGAAUCUCAUCUCUGGCUUCGGAAAACCUCGGAAGUCGUUGUGGUUUCGAGUAUUCUGCAGGUUCACUUUGCUCUGGCUUGUAGGGAGGAAAACCACUAGUAACGUGAACGUGCGAAAGCGACGCAUUGCGACACAUGCAAGAAGCAUUCACUCCUAGUCGGGUCCGCCUUGACCGUUCAAGCCGGAAAUUCGACGAAGUCGCGAUUCAACGAAGGACCCUCUUUUGACCUCGCGAGAUAUUUUUUCGAAUUCUGAUUCAACGAAGGACCCUCAUUUGACCUCCAUUAGGCGUCUCUUUCUCUCCAUGGAGACCCUCCGCCUCUCCCUCUCGCACCUGCUGCUGGCAUUGCUGGCGAGCAGCCAUGUCUGCUCGCUCGUUUCGUCGCAAACGCUCGACCCGUCUCAAGAGCCUGUGCUGGCCGGAUGGGGUCUGCUGGAGGGCGCUCAGAAUGUAUCAUGUGACGCCAUCUAUGGCAUACAAUGCGACGCUCAAGGCAUGGUCACUGCCAUAGAGCUGCCAGAGCGGGAGCUCAAGGGACCCAUUCCCGACAGCAUCAGCGCCCUCUCGAAGCUCUCAAUCCUGGAUCUGAGUGCCAAUCAGUUCAACGGGACAAUCCCGACUACUCUGGCUCAGCUCGCAUUACUGAUUAAGAUUGACCUGAAUACCAACAACCUGGGGGGAUCUCUACCAGACACUCUAACGGCUCUCUCUGCGCUCACUCACCUCUCGCUGUGGAACAACCAUCUGAAUGGCUCUCUCCCAUCAUACAUUGGCGUUCUAUCAUCACUCCAAUACCUGGACAUCAGUGAGAAUAGCAUGGAUGGCUCCAUUCCCGAGGCGAUUGCCUCACUCACCAAACUAUCCUUCUUAGCAGCAUGGGGUAAUCUCCUCUCAGGCUCUCUGCCCUCUGUCAUUGGACAACUGUCAAACCUACAAUCACUGGAUGUGAAUGCAAACGAGCUUUCAGGGCAACUACCAGACUCCUUGGGUCACCUUACUAGACUCUCGGAAUUGCUACUGUAUCAGAACCAGUUCACUGGCUCUCUACCUUCCACCAUUGGAACCCUCACCAACCUCACCAAGCUGGAUCUCAACACCAACAACCUCACUGGGGCACUACCAGAUUCACUAGGCAGUCUGCUGGCUCUUAAAUACCUGGAUGUCAGCAUGAACAGGCUUGCAGAAUCCCUUCCAUCCGCAUUGGGCUUGCUUUCAGCCCUCGUUUCCCUUGACGUCAGCAGCAACGCUCUCUCUGGAUCCCUGCCUCCAGCGCUUGGUGCACUGACCGACCUCUCCACGCUAGCCAUCACCAGCACCAGCCUCACCUGCCCUGUCUCCUCCUCCUCAUCCCCUGCUUCCUGUGUGGUCAAGCAAUCCGUCCUCUCUGCCUUCUGCCGCCGCUGCUCCUCCUUCUGCUCCUCGUGCUCCGGUGAAACGGACGGCCCUUGCAGCCCAUCCCAGCCCAACCCGUGUGGCACAGGCCUCUGCAUUCCCCUCAACGGCUCCACCUCAGCUCCAGCCCCUUCCAUGUCAGCCGCUGCGUCUGCCAACGUGGCAGCUGACCUGGCCUUCACAUCCGCAAUCAUUGCAGCGCCAUCAGCAGCAGCACCAGCAUCAGAAGAAGCGGCUGUGGACGCCCCUCCUCUGUACAACUGCAGCUGCCCGUGGAAUGCCGUGCUGGGGGAGAGCAGUGAUGGGUCCCCCACCUGCGUUCCCUUCUUGUCCGACGACCCCUGUCAUGCCCCUACUGGCGUCAACCCGUGCGGCGAGGGCCAGUGCUCUACCACCGAGAACUCAGCCGAGGGCACUUACACCUGCUCCUGCCCUGCUGGGUCGUUUCCGACGCUGGCUGCUUCUGGCAUGCCGACCUGCGUUAGGGGUGAUCCCUGCUCCCCUAAUCCCUGUGGCGCCGGUCAAUGCACCCUCAACACCACCGCUGCGGUCACUGUGAGGGCUACUAUAGCUGCUGCUACUGCUGCUACAACUGCUACAACUGCUGAAACUAAUGCUGCUGCAACCACUGGUGCUGCUGCAGCUCCUACUCUCGCUCCGGCCAGUGCCCCUUCCCUCUCCCUGCCAUCUCCCUCCUACUCCUGCUCCUGCCCUUCUGGCUCCUCUCCCUCCACUCUCCCGACUGGCCUCCCAACCUGCACUACUACAGCUGGUAAUGAGACAGCUGGUAAUGCGACAGCUGGUAAUGCGACAGCUGGUAAUGGGACUUCGUCUACAUCACGUCCCAAGGGUGCAAGUGCCGGUGUACCCUUUACCAGCGUCUUUGGAUUGUUCCUCAUGGUUAUUGGAGGUAGUUUUGCAAUCUUGCUAUAGGUUCUAGUUAACCCUGUGGCGUAUCACGCAAGCCAGUCUCCCUUCAUAUGAUUGAGAGUAGAAUUCGGGCCGUAUAUGAAGUUUAUGUGGAGCUUGGGGAUUGCUACAUGAUACUUUCGUAAGGGAGCAAUUAAUGAACUGUUUUAUACGAC